Molecule: messenger RNA, 1443 nt
Organism: Penicillium daleae
Lineage: Eukaryota; Fungi; Ascomycota; Eurotiomycetes; Eurotiales; Aspergillaceae
Product: putative MFS transporter
Exons: 7
Coding region: 1-1443 (480 amino acids)
Biological process (GO): transmembrane transport
Molecular function (GO): transmembrane transporter activity
Source: RefSeq, a predicted model, not a curated record
AUGGAGAAACCCACACCCGUCUAUUACACGAGCGAGAUUGAGACUGACGGGGCAACCAGUUCCUCGCUCUCGCAGGACAUGGCUCUUCCAGAUCAUGAAUUGAAGAAUGUUGAUCCGUCGGAUAUGAAGAAUCCGCAGAAUUGGAGUCGUACUCGGAAGACGCUGCUCUUUGCGUCGCUGAUGGGUAGCUCGCUAUUGGCAGAUGGAGCGAUGGUCUGGGGUGGCACGCUCGUUACACCGCAGGCAAUGGAAUGGGGUAUUAGCAUCACGCACUCGGCAACGAGUAUGAACUACGGUAUUCUGCUACAGGGCUUUGGUGGCAUGCUUGCAGUGCCGCUAAUUGAAGCCUAUGGCCGGUUUCCUGUCUGGAUCUGGCCACAGGUCAUCACAAUGUUCAUGGUACUUGGUGCCACCCUCUCUCACGACUGGUCUACCUUUACGACCUUCCGCUCGCUGCAGGGUCUGUUUGGCACCAUCCCGCAGGUCAUCGGCCUGCCUAUCAUCCAUGAUAUGUACAGUCCAGAGGAAUGGCCUCGCAUGAUCAAUAUCUGGGGCACAACUUUCAUGGUCGGCCCUUUCCUCGGCCCCGCACUCGCUGGGUAUAUUGGCGCCGGCACAAACUGGCGCGAUUCCUUUGGCGUGCUCACAGCUAUCUAUGGGCUAUCUACUUUGACGGUGCUCGUCUUCGGCGCUGAGACUUACUAUAACCCCGGCAAAGCACCUACCUCACGUGCCGGUUCGUACUUCGGGGUUGGAAAUACCAAGCUCCCCAAGGGCUCGACAUUGUGGCACUGGUGCGAGGUGAUGGUGCUUUAUGUCUUCAAGUUCCCAUUGCUGAUGACCGGUAUUGCUAUUCUGGUGACCUUUACGUGGCCGAUUGGGAUCACCACCACAAUCGACAGUUUCCUCCACAGCCCGCCAUAUAAUUUUGACACGAUCGAGGCAUCAUCCAUGCGUUUCGCCGGUGUGAUCGGUGCUCUUGGCGGCUGGGUCGUCGGCUUCAUCUUCAACGACUGGGUCUAUAAGCGCCACCACGCCAAUUGGUGGACCGAAUACCGCCUGCACGGCGUGUGGUUCCCCCUCGCCAGCAUGGUCUGCGGUCUACUCACGUACGGUCUGACUAUGAACUUUGGCAAGCACUGGAUCGGCAUUGCCUUUGGAUGGAUCAUGGUGAAUAUCGGUAUGGUGGGAACAGUCGUCGCCGUCACAGCCUAUGCCCUGGAGAAAUACCCCGAGCAGUCUACCGUCGUCUCCGCCAUCCUAAAUAUGUGGCGCACCUGCGGCGGUUUCGCUGUCGGAUACUUCCAGCCGGCCUGGAUUGCCCGGAAUGGACUUGGUCUGGUCUUCGGUAUCCAGGCUAUUGUCGUCAGUGUUUCGGUUGUGCUGUGUAUUGUGCCGGUGUUGAUUAAGGAGAGGCGGAAGAGUAUGCUUACUGCAGCAUAG